Gilbertella persicaria is the source of this 1416-nucleotide messenger RNA. Its product is annotated as transferase. NCBI's taxonomy places the organism in Eukaryota, Fungi, Mucoromycota, Mucoromycetes, Mucorales, Choanephoraceae. Bases 1 to 1416 code for a protein of 471 amino acids. The record is from RefSeq and is a predicted model, not a curated record. The transcript has 2 exons.
AUGGCUCCACAAGCACGUAUACAGGUCAUUAGGCGUGAAUGGAUUGCACCUUCAGCACCUACACCACCGCAUAAACGACGCACGGCUUUGUCUGACUGGGACAUUGUGAUGUUUAAAUCCUAUAUACCUUUGCUCUUGUUCUAUACAAACGAUGAAAAGUCGCCUGAUUUCAUGAACACGAAUGCACUGACAAGUUCACUCGCUAAAGCAUUAGUGGAAUUUUAUCCUUUAGCAGGUCGAUUAAGAGAUAUUGGGAACGGCAGAGACGAAGUAGAGGAUUCAGAUGCAGGAGUUUUAUUUCAGGCAACUGAAUAUCAAGCCGAGCUAGAGAAGUUUAGAAAAGAUGGUUAUUUGCCUAGUCAAAUGGACUAUCACAAUAUGUUUCCUAUUCACUUUUAUUGUUCAGCACAAGAUCCCUUAUUUGCUGUUCAAGUCACUCGUUUUUUGGAUGGGGGUGUUGCUUUAGGAAUCAUGAUUCUUCACAAGAUAGCAGAUACUUAUUCUGCCUCUUUAUUUUUGGAUGCUUGGGCAAAGAUAGCAAGAGGUGUAGAAUACAAUCCUGUUUCUUUUAAACGAGACUUGAUUGCUUGUCCUUACGAUACCAUCAUUACGAAUGAAGCUAUUGCGCAUUACCGUGAAGAGCAUCGUGUGUUUAAAGAAGAAGCAGCCGUACUUCGUAUGGAUCCCAACCAACAAAAGUAUACAAAAACAACCCCUAAUGGACCCAUGCCACUCAAGAGUAUCAUUCUUGAGUUUUAUUCAGACGGUUUAUACGAAUGCAAAAAAGACGCUCAUUCAAAAGAGAUGAUCAAAAACAAGAAUUGGCUAUCCACUAAAGAAGCCAUGUUUGGCAUGUUGAUGCGUGCCAUUACUCGGUGUCGACAAGUGCCUUCUGAAGAUACAGAAAUACGGAUGAUCAUGUCUGUCAAUGGAAGAUCGAUCACGAAGACCCAUAAAGAACUGGAUUAUUAUUUUGGCAAUUGGAUGGUGUCGCAUACGAUCAAGACAACACAGGCUCAAGUCAAUCGAACCAAACUGUACACAAGUGCACUUAUGCUCCACAACACACUCAAGAACAUCAAGCCUAGCUUAUUUCAUGGUCUCAGUAAACUCUAUACAGUGCAUGAAGACAUGACGGUCAACUAUCUCAGCUAUCAGCCCAAUUCAGCUGCUCAGUCCACAGCCAGUGAUGUUUCCAUGCUUCCCUUUUGGCGAUUGAAUUUUGGGUUUGGGCGACCUGACCGUACAAGAGGCUAUAUUACCUUUGGCGGCAAUGGUUGCUUUAUCGUGUUUGGUAGAGCAGACCGAACCAAAGGCCCUAUGUUUGAUGUUCAGUUACAGAUGGAUGCUGACUCAAUACGACGCUUUAUUGAUGACCCUGAUAUCAAAAAAUACACAAAAAAUAUUCUGUAUUAA